CCCCUGAUCGACGAGAGUAUUACCAAAAAAACGCGAGGAAAAGUCUGAUGCGCGUUGAAAUCGGAGCGCAAAUCGUGCACUUAUUUUUUUUACACACCGCGCGCAGUGUUUACGACUGAGAAGUGAGACAAAAACACCUUGGCACCGAAAUGAAUGUGAUAUUGUGAUAUAUUCGCUGAUUCGCUGACAACACUAUUUCAUAUUGAAUGCAUUUGAAUUCGAAUGCAGCGUGUGUUUACUUAACGAUUUUCUGUGUUUGUUUGCCCAACUUACGGAGGUGAAAUUGAACAUUUCUGAUUUUCCAUUUUCCACCGCCGCCGAAAGAGAGGAAAAGUGAAAAGUGUUAUUCGACGAAGCGAAACCAGCGAUUCGGAACGCCAAAUCAAAAGAAAAACAACAUAUCCAAAGAUAUGUGUACAUAGCACAUAAAUUGCAGAUUGAGGCCAAUACAAGAGAACCUGAAAUCAACGCAGAUUCUUGACGAGAGAGAGAGAUCAUGAUGGACAGGAGUCGGAGUAGCAGAAGUGCUACUACCACUACUCCAGCUGGCAACCAGUUCGUCAGGCACUGUGGCCUACUGACGACCGCCAUCCUGCUGCAGGCGCUGGUGGCCACGAGUUGGGCCAUCGAGGAGACAUCGCCGCCGGCCGCCCCUCCCAAAAUACCGCCACCGCCCACCGUGAAGCUCAACAAGUGCUGCUCUUCGGGAGAGUAUCUGAACGAGGGCACCUGUAUCGCCGGCACUGAAGCUCUGUGGCUGCCCAUGGUGUACAUGGUGCAGCAGCAACGCUUCUUCGAGCCCCAUGGCGGCAGUCCGCGAUUCCUAAAGUUCCUGCCCAAUACGAUACCCACCUGCCGCAAGGAUCAGACCAUGGAGACCUUCCGCAGUCGGGCAGCAAAUGUGAUGCUCUUUCCCAAUGGCACGCUCUAUGUGCGGGAACGCGCACUAAUGGUCCAGCCGGCGGACUACUGUGUCGACUGGGAUGUGGCCGUCGUCUGCGUAAAUGGGCAGCCCGCCAACGCACUCGAGGAUCCCGAUCACGCAGCCAAUCCCCUGGUGCAGCAGGAGCCGCCAAAGGCCAGCCUGCGACUGAGUAAGUGCUGCGGCAAGUGGGGCAGCUAUAACACUCAGAUCCAGAACUGCGAUCUGCAGUCCAAGCAUCAGGCAGCCGUCGUUGAACAACUCCGACUCGCGCCUCAGCUGCCCGAGGGAAGCUAUGAGACCAGCUACGGCCUGCCCGACUGCGCCCAGCCCGGUGGCUACUCAAUCGCCGGGGAUUGGCAGGAUGCCAAGCUGGAUCGGAGCACGGCCAUGCUCCAGUUGCCGCACAAGAACCUCAGCGCUGGCCAGUACUGCCUGGAGCACACGCAGCGCGAGGGCGAGGUGAAGAUCAUCGCCUGCCAGCAUUUGUUUAGGUCCGCUGCCGAAGCGGGCAUCCCAGCGGGACCCAGUGGAGGCGCCAUCGAGCAGGCCAAUGGCCAGAAUCUGCAGAAGGCUGUUCUAACUGGUGGCAUACUUGUGUCCAUUGUCUUUCUGUUCGCUACUUUGGUGGCCGGCUUCCUGCUGCCCGCUGUGCAUCAUGCGCUUCAUUGGCGCUGCCAAAUCUGCUAUGUCACCUGCCUGCUAUUCGGCAAAAUACUGCUGGCCGUCGAGGAGCUGAGCUCCAGCCUGCAGCCGGGCAGCGCCGCCUGCCACACGCUGGCCAUCACCAUGCAGUUCUUCUUUCUGGCCGCCUUCUUUUGGCUGAACACCAUGUGCUUCAACAUCUGGUGGACGUUCCGGGACUUUCGGCCCAGUUCGCUGGAACGCAAUCAGGAGGCGCUGCGUCGCUAUCUCUACUCCCUGUACGCCUGGGGCGGUCCGCUGCUCAUCACCUUCGUGGCCGCUUGCGUGGAUCAGCUGCCGGAGACGACACUACUGCGUCCCGGAUUCGGACAGCUCUACUGCUGGUUCGACAAUCGCAAUCUCUCGAUCUUCGCGUACUUCUACGGACCCAUUGGCCUGCUGCUGUGCGCCAAUAUAGCGCUCUUCGUGUCCACCACCCAUCAGUUGACGUGCGGUCUGUGGAAGCGGGACGAUGUCAAGUCCUCCUCGGAGAAGUCCGCCCUGGGUCGCGUCUGCCUGAAGCUAGUGGUCGUAAUGGGCGUCACCUGGAUAGCGGACAUUCUCUCCUGGCUGGUGGGUGGACCACAUGGCGUAUGGUUCUUCACCGACCUGAUCAACGCCCUGCAAGGCGUCUUCAUCUUCAUCGUGGUCGGCUGCCAGCCGCAGGUGUGGACCGCCUGCCGCAGGAUCUUCUGUCCGCGCUUGCGUCACGACAUCACCAACACGACCAACGGUGUCCAGCACUCGAGCAGCUCGCAGGGCCUGCCCUCGUUGGCCGCCGGCACGGAGAUCACCCAGAACACCACCACAACCACCACCACCACCACCACCCACAUGCCCAGCAGUCCGGCGGCGGCGGCGGACAGUGGACUGGAGGAUGAGGUACCCGAGAAGGCUCCCAUUGCACCCGCUGCACCCAUCAUCAAAAUGGAGACCGUUUGCUAAACACAACUGAGACGACGAGCUACAAUGCGAAAGUCAGGCCCGGAUACAAAAGUCCAGACCUCGAACGAGCGAAAUAAUGGCAAUGGGCAGCUCAGAAAUAAGAAAGAAAGAAAGAAUGGAAAAAAAACACGAAAAAAAGCUGCCAAAGCUGGAGUUUCGAGACGAGCGGCACACACUUGCGCAAUCGCAGCAACAAAACCAAGCUGACCAGCUAAUUGUGCGAGUGUCCGAGCGAAUGAGUGUGUAUAUGUGUGUGUAAGCGACUUGCGCGUGAUUUUGAAAUCGGCCAACAACCGCUGAGGAACAAAAUGUACUCGGUAUGCCAGUAUUCAACUUCAAUUUGAGCCAGCACAAAAGAAACGUAUUAUUUUAUUCAUCAUCAUCAUCGUAAUCAUAAUCGUAUCGCAUUGCAUCGCAGAGUAACGGUUAAGCAGUUCGGGUCACAUUAACACGUUCUAAUUGGACACUCCGGUCAGUGUUGCGAAAUGGAAUGUGCAGCAAAAGAAACUGGAAUUCAGCCUAGACAAAACAAAGCAGCGCUUUUGUUGCUCUUUCUUCCAAGCACUUUUAGCCAACAGAAACAAAAACAACAGGGCUGUGGGCUGUGCGCCGUAUGUGUGUGCAUCUGUGUGUGUCUGUGGCAACCACAAGGAAUUUUGUGUUGAGGCACUUUUGUUGUUUAGUUUAGAUCGCGUUGCUCUGCUUUUUUUCUGUUUUCUGUUUUCUGACUCAAAUCUCAAGUGUGAGAAAAACAGCAGGCACCCUCCACACACACACACACACACACACACACACACACACGAACACGCAUACACAUAUCGGAUGUUUAACAUUUAAAUUAGCUGCUUCUGAUUUGUAUUUCUCGAUUGACACUGCUUGCAUCCAGUUCUUAAAAUGUGUGUGUGUAUUCAUGUCUUUGACGUUUUUAUUGCCCAAUCACUUUUUUUAUUUGCACUUUACUACUGCAAUGCUGGAAGAAAAACGCUGACUGGAACUAUUUUUAUGUUUGCCCCAUAAUGUUUUUCAACCGAAAAAUUGUUGUAUAUUUUGUUUUUACGGCUAGUGUAAACAAUUGAAAUUUAUUUACUUGAAGGCAUAAACAAAAUCGUUAUGCACACACUCUGAUAGGCGGAAACAAUCAAAUUGAUCAUCGAAAGUUCAACGAUACGUAUCGAUCAAGGUUAAAUGGUAAAAAAUGAAAGCGCGCUAAAUUAAACAAUGAUAAAGCAGUACACACACGCACGCACGCAUUCACACACACACACACGCACAUGCACUUGACUUGCACAAGAUAUUCAGGCAAGCAGUGCAGCUGUCCUGCAUCCUGUUCUUGGGCUCCAAAUUUGAAAUGUAUUCCCCCCCCCCAUUACAAAACGUAUUUUUAAGUAUUUUAGCUCUUGAAAACGCAAAAACUACAAUGCAGUACAAUUAUUAUUUCGCAUUAUAUUUAUUUAAUUUUUUUUUGUAAUUAAAUAAUAUUAAUUUAUUGCUCAAGUUACGAUGGCGCGUUCAACGUGCCUCUGUGACUGUGAAUUGUAUUAUGUAGUAGAACUUCCAAAGUGUUCAGGCCAAAAGUAAUUCUCCCCGAACUAAAGAGCGAUCAUACUAAGAUGCUGGUACGAGUCGUUUGUUUAUAUAUAUAUAUAUUUACAUAUUUGUACAUAUUCAAUAAUGCGUAUUUUCUAUGUAGCUUACAUAUAUGUAUAGUUUUCUUGAUCUAAGCAACGAAUCGAAUAUGAAAUUAUCGAAUGACUGAGACAAAGGCAGCGAAUACUUUACACCAACAUAGAUUUUACAUUUUGAUACUAACUAUUACCUAUUGACCAUUGUAUAUAAACGUAAUUUGUACACACCCUAUUGGCUAAGCGGUUGAUAUAAAAUAUAUACACCUAAAUGUGCAUAAACAACGAUUGUUAACUCGAAUCCCCGUAACGCCACAACGAAUAGCCACUAAGUAUUAGUCCACCCAUUGAUGCUAGGUAUCUACGAAAAACGAAACUAUUGUUAGCUAAAUCUGAACCUUUAACUAAAUCACUAAUACGAUCGAACAAGUCUGCAAGGCAAAGCAAAAUGCCCACUUAGUCAGCUGCUCCACGCCCUCAAAAAGGCAAUUUCGAACGAUUUCCCUCGAGAGGAAGAGUGAGUAUUUUAACGAUAAUUAUCAUAUAAUGUAUGGCAUUCGUAAGGAAUAUAUCAAUAAAUCGCCUUUGGAGGCGUCCGCAUGCCCCUCCCCCUCCAUCCAUAUAUUCAUUGGCUCGCCUCUGUUUGCUAUUAAUUUAUGGCGCAGAGCGGGAACAUUUUAUAGAUAAACAUGCGGAACAAAAUUGUCUGAAAUGGCAAUUAAAUGAAACCGAAACUGAAACUUGGCAUAAAUGUGCAGCUAUACAGAAUAGAUAUAUACAUAUACACAAGAUACCCCGAUAUUCACAAGAACACAACAACAAUGCACCCGCAAUAGUAUAAACACAAUACACGAAUAACGAAUAUAUUGAGCAAACCACCACAGAACUAUUUAUAUUUACAUUGUACCGUACAAUAAAGCUUUUUGGCAAAUAUCAAUGAAACCGAACAAACAAA
Messenger RNA from Drosophila santomea, 5128 nucleotides. RefSeq names its product probable G-protein coupled receptor Mth-like 1 (gene mthl1). Gene Ontology annotation, cellular component: membrane. Gene Ontology annotation, molecular function: G protein-coupled receptor activity. NCBI's taxonomy places the organism in Eukaryota, Metazoa, Arthropoda, Insecta, Diptera, Drosophilidae. Gene Ontology annotation, biological process: G protein-coupled receptor signaling pathway; cell surface receptor signaling pathway. The record is from RefSeq and is a predicted model, not a curated record. The coding region runs from base 497 to 2551 and encodes 684 amino acids. The transcript has 2 exons.